Messenger RNA from Psilocybe cubensis, 729 nucleotides. RefSeq lists its product as uncharacterized. The coding region runs from base 1 to 729 and encodes 242 amino acids. Gene Ontology annotation, biological process: protein geranylgeranylation. The record is from RefSeq and is a predicted model, not a curated record. Gene Ontology annotation, cellular component: cytoplasm; Rab-protein geranylgeranyltransferase complex. The transcript has 6 exons. Gene Ontology annotation, molecular function: Rab geranylgeranyltransferase activity. Lineage: Eukaryota; Fungi; Basidiomycota; Agaricomycetes; Agaricales; Agrocybaceae.
AUGUCUGCAUUGAAAACACACCCCAAAGUCUAUUGGAUAUGGAAUCAUCGUAUGUGGUGUCUGGAGCAUAUACCUGAAGGUCCUGGUCAAGAUGCUGAAACCAUCUUUGGCUGGAAGCAGAAGGCUUGGGAUAGAGAGCUCUUUGUCGUUGAAAAGAUGCUUGAUGCUGAUCCGAGAAAUUUUCUUGCAUGGGACUAUAGGAGAUAUGUUCUGGCCAGUAUGCCAGUACCACGGCCCGAGUCUGCGGAACUUGUCUAUACUUCACGCAAGAUUGGCGCCAAUUUCUCAAACUUUUCUGCUUGGCAUCAAAGGUCCAAAACCCUUGCUUCCUUGUGGGGGCAAGGAAAGCUGAACGAAGAGAAAUCCAGGGAGCAAGAAUUCGAAUUGCUCAGGAAUGCGAUGUACACUGAUCCAAAUGACCAAAGUGUUUGGAUGUACCACCGUUGGCUAGUAGGCACAGAUGGCAGCAAAGAGCUACUAAAUCGCGAAAUAGCUGCUAUACAGGAAUUGCUAGAUGAACAACCGGACAGUAAAUGGUGCUUGGAAUCCAUUGUCCACUAUAAGCGUCUACUGCUGAAGAACUGGGUCUCCGGGGCCGAAGCUGGGCCGUUAAUAAGUGAUGUCAAAUCCCUGUUACACCGCCUAGAACAGUUGGAUCCGGCGCGACGUAGGCGAUACCGUGAUCUUGCUCACGAACUGGACGACGAUGGGACACGCUCGAAACAAUAG